AUGGACAGAGAUCCAAGCAUCAAGUCAGAAGCCACGAAAGCUUUCCCGUGCACCAUCUAUCCAAUACCAGGACCACGGCCAUUGCCGCUCCUUGGGAACAUUCUGGACAUCGAUCUUGUCAGCCCCCUCGACUCAUUGAUCAAAUUGGUCGGGAAGUAUGGUCCUAUUUUCUCCUUGACCUUCGCUGGUAAGAGGGAAAUCACAGUAUCGAGCCGCGAACUCGUAGAAGAACUCUCCGAUGAGUCCAGGUUCUGCAAAUUGGUUACCAGCGGUGUUGAGACCAUGCGAGCCGCCGCCGGCGACGGCCUUUUCACGGCCCAACACAAUAACCAUACUUGGGGUGUGGCCCAUCGCAUUCUCAUGCCAGUGUUCGGCCCCCUGAAGAUUAGGAGCAUGUUUGAUGAGAUGAACGACCUUUCUGAACAGCUUUGCCUCAAAUGGGCUCGCCUGGGUCCAUUUGUACCUAUUGAAGUGGCAGAUGACUUUACUCGUCUGACGCUAGACACCAUCGCACUCUGUUCCAUGGACUAUCGCUUCAACAGCUUUUACCUGGAUAAGAAGACCCACCCUUUCGUCGAGAGCAUGAUCGCCGUCCUUGGCGAAGCCGACUUGCAGGCAGUGCUUCCUGACUUCGUCAGCCUGUUCCGACCUAGAGCAAUGUCGCGAUUCAGGAAGCACAUCGAGCAGAUGCAGAGCACGUGUCGAGAGAUCAUUGCGCAACGACGCGCUUCACCCAUCAAAGACCAGAGCAACGACCUCCUCAACGCCAUGCUCAACGGGCGUGAUCCUGAGACCGGCGAUUCACUAAGCGAAGAGGCAAUCGUGCACAACAUCAUCACAUUCCUGGUGGCAGGUCAUGAGACCACGUCGGGCCUCUUGUCAUUCGCCAUCUACUAUCUCGUGGAACAUCCAGAAGAGCUGCGGAAAGCCCGGGAGGAAGUCGACCGGGUCAUCGGCGAAGGACCUAUUAACGUUCAGCAUCUGCAACAGCUGCCAUUCCUGGACUGCGUCUUUAGGGAGACCUUGCGGCUUAUGCCCACUGCACCUGGGUACUACGUCACUCCCUUCAAGGACGAGAUCGUCGGUGGCCAGUAUCUCGUCAGGCCUGGCGAAGCCCUGUGUGUUCUCUUGCAUACACUGCACCGCGACCCUGAUGUCUGGGGCCCAGAUGCAGAGGAAUUCAAGCCUGAUAGGAUGAGGAAUCUCGACGAUAUUCCAAACCAUGCCUGGAAGCCUUUCGGAAAUGGGAUGCGAGGCUGUAUUGGAAGAGUCUUUGCUUGGCAGGAGGCUCAGCUUGUCAUUGCGAUGCUUCUGCGCAACUUCGACAUGAAGAAGGAUGAUCCAGACUAUGAGCUCAAGGUCAAGCAUCUUCUUACAAUCAAACCUGCUGGCUUCAAGGUGCGUGUAAGGUUGAGGGACGACAAGCGACCAACCGACUUCCUCAAGAGUUUGAGAUCUCGAUCAACAGAGAGCACUAUUGCUUCUCAACAGGUCCACAGGAACCAAGGCGCUGCAGAAGGCAGACAGAUGCUGAUCUUGUACGGUUCUGAUACUGGCACAUGCGAAGCUUUAUCGCAACGCCUGGCCGCGGAGGCUUCCUCGAAAGGCUUCAGUCCUACGAUGAUGUCCAUGAAUGAUGCAGUUGGCAAGCUGCCCAAAGAUGUGCCUGUUCUCAUCAUCACUGCGUCUUACAAUGGUUUGCCAUCUCGAGACGCGUCGAAGUUUGUUUCAUGGGCUCAGACUCUCCAUCCUGGAGAUCUGGAAGGCGUUCAAUAUGCCGUUUUUGGGUGUGGCCACAGAGACUGGCCUGCCACUCUGUUCAAAGUACCAAUGGCUUUGGACACCAUGAUGGACGCAGCCGGAGCUAAGAGGUUGACCCACCUUGGCACUGCGGAUACGGCUACCACCGACGUGUUUUCGGCCCUCGAGGACUGGCUUGAGAAUCAUUUUUGGCCAAAGAUGCUAGACGGCCCGCAAGAGUUUGACGUCAACCACGGCACUGACGUGGACAUCGAAGUCACUUACGAGCCUCCGUCCCAUGCAACCACGCGCAGCGGCUUCGUUACAGCUGUGGUUCAGGGCACCUGUGUGCUGUCGUCCAAAGGGGCUUUGCCAAAGAGGCAUCUUGACCUCAAGCUUCCCGACCAUGUCUCGUACGAAGCCGGCGACCACCUUCAAGUUCUGCCAAUGAACGACCCUCAACUUGUUCAGAAGGCUUUAUCUCGGUUCAACUUGAGCGGCGACACACGUCUCACAAUCACCUCUUCAACCGGGCGUUCUCUUCAUGUCCCAGCGAACACGCCGGUCACUGCUUGGGACCUGUUCUCCUCUGUGCUUGAGCUGUCACAUGCUGCGACUCCCAAAGACAUACGGAUCCUGGCAGACGUAGCUACUAUAGAAGAUACGCGUGCGACGUUGAGAACUCUAUCAACUCAGUCAGCAGCACCUGGCACUCGAGAUAAGCGUGUUACUGCUCUCGACUUGAUGCUCACAUUUCCUGACAUCAAGUUGGAUCUUUCGGUCUUUCUCCUCAUGCUUCCUCAGAUGCGGCCUCGAACCUACUCGCUGUCUUCGACCCCUGGCUGGCAAAAGCGUCACGCAACGCUGACCUACACUGUCGAGGACAAGGGUGUUGCGUCGAACUAUCUCGCUUCUCUGCUGGAAGGGGAUGUUCUUCAAGUCUCACCGCUACCAUCAACAGCAAACUUUUCCCUUCCAUCGCCAGCUGUCCAGGCAAACACACCAAUUAUCAUGAUCGCAGCAGGAACUGGUCUCGCUCCUUUCAGAGGUUUCAUUCAGGAGCGCGCAUUGCUCCAUCGUUCCGGCCAGGACCUAGCACCCGCUUUGCUAUUCUUUGGGUGUCGGGCUUCCGAUCUUGACGACCUUUACCGAAACGAGCUUGAUGAGUUUGAGUGUGAAGGGGUUGUCAUGGUUCAUCGCGCAUUUAGCCGUCAGGCGACUUCGUCUUACAAAUAUGUCAUGGAUCAACUGCGAGAUCACAUAGAAGAGAUAUCCGACUUGUCGAAUGAUGGCGCAAAGGUCUAUGUAUGUGGCGCAAAGAGGGUUGCGGAUUCUGUGUUGGAGAUUUUGGAGCCGAUACUUGCUGCUGGCAAUCUGGAGGGGAAGCAGAUCCCAGACGGCCGUUACGUGGUUGAAAUCUUCAACUAG
This is a messenger RNA of Colletotrichum karsti, 3168 nucleotides long. RefSeq names its product cytochrome P450. The record is from RefSeq and is a predicted model, not a curated record. Gene Ontology annotation, cellular component: cytosol. The transcript is spliced from 6 exons. Gene Ontology annotation, molecular function: aromatase activity; NADPH-hemoprotein reductase activity; heme binding. Bases 1 to 3168 code for a protein of 1055 amino acids. Lineage: Eukaryota; Fungi; Ascomycota; Sordariomycetes; Glomerellales; Glomerellaceae.